This is a messenger RNA of Pangasianodon hypophthalmus (striped catfish), 3464 nucleotides long. It is a transcript of the gene p3h2, whose product is annotated as prolyl 3-hydroxylase 2. Gene Ontology annotation, molecular function: iron ion binding; L-ascorbic acid binding; protein binding. Lineage: Eukaryota; Metazoa; Chordata; Actinopteri; Siluriformes; Pangasiidae. Gene Ontology annotation, cellular component: endoplasmic reticulum. The record is from RefSeq and is a predicted model, not a curated record. The coding region runs from base 247 to 2730 and encodes 827 amino acids. The transcript has 15 exons. Gene Ontology annotation, biological process: collagen metabolic process.
AGUCCACAGCCGUGGGGGUUUCCUCCUCGGAGGGGGAGGAGUUCAGUUUAUCCAGCAGCAGAUGGGACGUGACACUAAUGUCGCCGGCUAUGGGACCAGCACAAUGAGCAGCACCGCACUCGGGCUGGUGUGUGAUGUCUUAUGCGCGUCUUGGGCUCGGAACACAACUCGUAUGUCCGGUCCUUUUGGGUUAUUAGACUGAGACAGACCUUUCUGGAAAUUUCCCUUGCCUUCUGAGCGCCGAAGAUGGUCGUCCGCUUUCUCCGGACAUGCGGGGCUUUAACGCUCAUCCUCCCCACGCUCCUGCUGUCAUCCGCAGCCCCGCUCCAGCCCUACGACCUGCUCUACAGCAGCGCAGUGGAGGCGUUUCAGCGGGGGGAUUAUGUGAACGUGGUGCGGUACAUGGAGAAAGCGCUGGAGAACUUCGCCCAAGUGCGCCAGAGCAAAAUCCAGUGUGGACUCAAGUGCAGGGAUCAACACAAGCUCAACACGACUGCGACUGCGACUGAGACUUUGACUGCGACUGGGACUGAGACUUUGACUGCGACUGGGACUGAGACUGAGACUGGGACUGCGACUGGGACUGGGACUGAGACUUUGACUGCGACUGAGACUUUGACUGCGACUGAGACUUUGACUGCGACUGCGACUGAGACUUUGACUGCGACUGGGACUGAGACUGGGACUGCGACUGAGACUUUGACUGCGACUGGGACUGAGACUUUGACUGCGACUGGGACUGAGACUGAGACUGGGACUGCGACUGCGACUGGGACUGGGACUGAGACUUUGACUGCGACUGAGACUUUGACUGCGACUGAGACUUUGACUGCGACUGGGACUGAGACUGGGACUGCGACUGAGACUUUGACUGCGACUGGGACUGAGACUUUGACUGCGACUGCGACUGGGACUGAGACUUUGACUGCGACUGAGACUUUGACUGGGACUGGGACUGGGACUGACCUCCAGCUGUUUGAUUCGAUUUUGCGAAGAGCCGCUUGUCUCAACGACUGCUUGGAAAUCAAACUCGGACAUCUUUCUAUGCAUAAAGUGAGCGCUGAUGUUGACCAAGACUUCCACCGGAGAAUCCCAUACCACUACCUGCAGCUCGCAUACCUCAAGCUUAAGCAGCUGGACAAAGCAGCAGCUGCUGCUCACACAUAUUUCCAGGCAAAUCCUGAGCACAUAGAGAUAAACUUGGAGGCAUUGCACGGCAUGGAAGCGAAACACUUCAUUGACCGAGAAGCCCGUCCACAUCAGGCAACCUUCACUGCUGCAGUGCAACUGUACGAUAAUGGCAACUAUGAAGCAUCCUUGGCUCUCUUCGAGGAGGCUUUGACUGAGUACUACAAAGCAGACACAGAGUGUCGAGUACUAUGCGAGGGGCCGCAGAGCUUCAGGGAUCACGAUCACGUGCUCUACCGCUACACCCUCUCUGAGCUCAUCUCAGAUCAUUACACGCAAGUCCUGAACUGUAAGCACGAGUGUGUGAGAGAUUUGGCUACGCGCCCUGGCCGCCUCUCACCAAUGGAGAACUAUCUGCCGCUGCACUAUGAUUACCUGCAGUUUGCUUAUUUCCAGGUGAACAAUGUGGAGCAGGCUUUAUUCUGUGCUCUGAGUUAUCUCCUGUUCCAUGAAGGAGAGGAGUUCAUGACUGAAAAUGUGGAGUACUACACUGAAAUGCUGGGACAUGGGGGACAGCCUCGCCAGGAAGCUGUGCACUAUUUGAAGAGACACAAGAAAGAGUUGGAGCUACUCCUCAUUGGCAGUAAAAAUUUGGGUGUGCCCUAUAUAGAGGAGAACUACUGGAGAAGCUCGGGUGGAAGAGAUGAUGAAAACCGGAUCCCCUCUGGAACAAACGGAGGGAUGGAGUAUGUGCCCAUAUCUAAGAAAACGAACAGCUCAAUGGUCAUGAUGCAGCAGCUUCAAGAGGGAGGCUCUUUGUUGUAUGACAAUAUUCGCCUGGUGCAGAACUCGGCUGCUCUUAACGGAACACAGAGGGUUCUCUUUGACGAUGUCAUUUCUGAAGAUGAGUGUUCUGAGCUGAGGCAUCUGGCACAUAUUACGACAAGUGCUGGAGAUGGCUACAGAGGAAAGAUGUCCCCUCACACACCAAAUGAAAAAUUUGAAGGGACAACUGUGCUCAAAACUUUGAAGUAUGGUUAUGAAGGCCGUGUUCCUUUAAGAAGUGCCCGUCUCUUCUACGAUGUCAGCGAGAAGGCCAGGAAGAUAAUUGAAUCCUAUUUCAUGCUGAAUUCCACUCUACAUUUCUCAUACACUCAUCUAGUGUGCAGAACAGCUGUCCCAGAUCAGCAGGAGCACAGGAAUGACCUUAGCCACCCGAUCCAUGCUGAUAACUGUCUUCUAGACCCUGAAGCCAAUGAAUGCUGGAAAGAACCUCCUGCUUACACAUACAGAGACUAUAGUGCCCUUCUUUACCUCAAUGGGGAUUUUGAAGGUGGCGAAUUCAUAUUUACUAAAAUGGAUGCCAAAACCAUCACGGCUUCAGUGAAGCCGAGGUGUGGGCGGAUGGUGGGUUUUUCCUCGGGUGGUGAGAACCCACAUGGUGUGCGUGCAGUCACAAGAGGGCAGCGUUGCGCUGUGGCACUCUGGUUCACCCUAGAUCCCCUCUAUAGAGAGCUAGAGAGGCUUCAGGCUGACGAAGUGAUUCAAGCUCUCGAAAACCAGCACCUGUGGGAUCACAUCAACCAGAAAGAUGAGUUAUAGUCCAAGAUCCCAUGAGAGCAAGUCUGAGAUUCAGAGAAACCAUUUCAUUGAGAACACUUGCUAUUUAUUUUGUCUUAUGUGAUUAUUUUAUUUUUAAAACUAUUUUAUUUUUAUAUUGUUUAUUGUUGCAUUGUGUUUCUGUGAUUCAGAGUUUUUGUGCAGGUUACAUUUUGGUCAUUCCAAUAUCACCUUUAAAGUGCUGGUGCAUCAUUGAUAAUGCAGAGAUACUGUACAAGAUAAUCUAUAUUGUAGAUAAGUUUUUGUGGGGUUAUAGAAUUGCUGAGGUACAUUAAGAGAAAAAAAUUUUAGUAUUAGUAUCAGGAUUUGCAGGGUUUUUUUGUCUUUACUGCACAUGCCUUACAACAAACCUUUUUACCUUUUUUCAGUCUGUUACCAUCAAUCAUUGGAGCACUGUAUUUUCUUUUACAAGAAUGAAAUCAUGUGGUUUGUUCCUGUUUCAAGGAAGUUUGUCUAAAAUGUGGCUUAUCAUGGUUCAUGGUUCUGGUUUUCCCUCCAGUUGGGUGCCAUUUGCACUGUCUUUUAAAUAUGGUGUAUGAGUUUAGUUUAGACUCAAUCAUUCACGUUAUUUUUGAUAAGGCGCAUGGCCACACACUGACACAAGAUAAUAUUUGUAACUAUAAUGUAUUUUAAAUUAAAGAUUUAAAAUAUGUGCUGUGUUUCCAUUCGACUUUCAUUUGCAACUUAUUUUGGUUAAUAGACAGAAUUUUACUUUA